CACAUCCCUUUGUUAAAAUACCAUUCCAAAAAAGCUGCUUAUUUGUCUCUUUCAAAGAAACCUCACAUUCUUCAUCAUCAUUAAUGGGCUUUCACAGGAAUAAAUACGAGUUGUUCAUUCGGUUUUGGUUAGUGGAUGACUUAUGACUCUCACCAAGUCCAACAUUCACAUCAAUCUGUAGCAAUUUUGUAAAGGAAAGUUGAUUUCAUUUUUCAGUGGGUGGAAUUCUGUGGGAACCAGAUGACAAAGUCAUUCUGUAGUUCUUUUUUGAUGAAUUUGGGAGGUUACAGCAAAAUCUUGAAUCCCAAUUGAGAUGUGCGGAAGUGGUACAACUACUACUACUAUGUCACCAGACGUUUGUGGAUCUAGCUUGCUUUUAUCACUGCCUGAUGACGUGUUUGCUAUAGUAAGUAGAUCACUUUCUCCAAGGGAUGUAUGUAAUCUUGGUUUAUGCUGUAGAAACUUGCAUGAUUUAGCUGCCUCUGAGAAGGUUUGGCUAUCACAAUGUGAAAUGCUUGGGGUGGUUCCUUAUCGGGACGUUAUUGAAUGGCGAAAGGGAGUUUGUUCCUACAAGGCACUUUGUCACUUCUUUGUAAGCAUAAAGCCUUUGCUUGGUAUUUGGGUUCAUCAAAAUCCUGAACUCGGCAAUGUUGUUUAUGUUAUGCCUGGUUUUAUCUCUGCGGUUGGUUGUCGGAUUAUUCCCCAAGAACUUGGUCCAUUAGGCCUUGAAGACAGUCCAAUUUUGUGGUCGCCUGUAUUUGAAGUUGUUUCUGAUUUUGAGGGCUCUGCUGCAUUUUUCCUUCAUGGUAGGGAGAAUGGAACUGACUAUGUUUAUCCUGGUUCGCUUAAGAAGGUCGAGAGGACUUGCAAUGUGCUUUUGUUAGAGGUUGAGCCUCAGCAGUACACAAGUGGGGGUAAGUUGUUCCACAGCAAGAGUUUUCUUCAUCCUUCAGAGAAUGAGGCAUCACGGAAGAUAUGCAGAUCCAAUAAUGGGGUUUCUGUGUCAGAGAGGGUAACGGAACAGCGCGCAACAACAGUGCCCUUUGGACGGCUUGCAUUUGUUGAUAGGAGAAAGUUGCUUGACACAGUUACUAAUCAAGUUCGUCAAACGCUGCCAGAUGCUAAAGAUGCCAUAUUAUUUCCUUGUUUGAGAAGAGAGGAGGCUGAUUUACGGGAGAAUAUGAAACUCUUGUAUGAAAGGAGAUUGCUCUUCAUGCAAAUGUACGAUGGUGGUGGUGGUUUUACUGUCUGGAAGGCUGGUUCGGAGUUGCCUUUCCAUCCUUCUCCUGUCGGAUUGAGUGAGUUCAGACAGAAUCUUGAUCUGAUAAGUGGCUGUCAUGCCUCGCAAACUGCUACUGAUCAUGAGAGUCGUAGUCGGAAGUCACUGGCUGGAUAUGUUAAACACAGUCUAAAAUAUAUACUCAAGAAGUCAAACUCUAUCAAUGGCAAACGUGAUCUCCUUGGAAAGAAUUCCUCUGGCCACGGAAGUAAGCAUGCCCAGCUUCACGAGUUCCUGCAGCCAGGUGAUGCAAUAGGGCUGACAUUACAUGCUUCAACUGUGAAGUUAUCCUCUUAUCGUGCUUGGCCAAAUAUGCACGAAAGUAAAUUUGCUCUGUACAAGUUGCCUAUGCGGACACCAGAAGUGGGCCAAGAAUAUGCUGGUGUAUGGGGAGGGACUUUUGGUUGGCCCCCGGGGAGGCCUUCUGAUGAUAAGCCCGGAAAAGCAUUGUUUCUUCUUUUGCUGUCUUAUGAGGAGUCCCAAGGUCAGAAGCUACUUAUUGCGACCAAGAUAUUAGAAGGUACACAUUAUGUCUUGCAUCCUAAUGGGUCAGCUAUGUUUAUAGUAAAUAUUGAAGAGCCUUCGAAUGAUCCAUUCCCUUGGUGCACCGAUGGGCAUGAUUCCAACCCUGUAGAUGUUAAGCAUGCUUUUAUGGGUGAAGGUAUUGCUAACGGGUAUGGUUUCCGAUAUCCUGGUUCAAAACCUGGUUCACUCUUUGUAAUCCAUGAUAAAAUGCUUGCUUUUAUAUGGAAGGAGUCCAGGUCUGUGUUGGCCUUGCAGAGGCUCGAUUUGCAAGAGGUUUUGAGCAAGGGGGAAAGGAUCCCUGCUCUACCUCCGGUUUCCAAUUUUGCAUACCUUACCAGGUCCUAUUCAAACGUGUUUGCCAACGGUCUGACUUCACCAAGGCAAAAUCAUCCGUAGGGAUGACAUGCAAGAAGAGCAAAGAAUCUUUUGCUAGAAAUGGCCGAAACCCACAAAAAAAUUGGUGGAAAA
Messenger RNA from Solanum pennellii, 2272 nucleotides. Its product is annotated as F-box protein At5g39450-like. The record is from RefSeq and is a predicted model, not a curated record. Lineage: Eukaryota; Viridiplantae; Streptophyta; Magnoliopsida; Solanales; Solanaceae. The transcript is spliced from 2 exons. The coding region runs from base 314 to 2200 and encodes 628 amino acids. Gene Ontology annotation, molecular function: protein binding.